AUGCUACGAGGCUCGCGAAUAGCUUCCCGUUGCGUCACUGGACCCUUGCCAGGGUCCUCAGCUGUGUCUUUGCCUAUAAAAGGUGUCUACAUACGAACGUAUAAGACAUCAUUGAAUGUGAAAAAUUCAAAAGCUUCCAAGGAAGCCACUAAACAAUCCUCAGGAGAACCUUCCAAGAAAGACAUUAAGCAACCCGCAGGAAAAGCUUCCAGGGAAUCUGUUCAGAAAAAUUCGACGGAAACGGUUAAGAAACAUUCGCAAGAGUCUCCCAAUGAAGCUGGAGAGAGUGCAGGGACAAGGAAGAAAGGAUUUGGACGAUUUGCAAAGGUCGUGUUGGCAGUUACUGUGUUAAGUACUACUGCUUAUGGAGGAGCAGUGUACUACUCCCUGCGCGACGAUAAAUUUCGCAGACAUUUUACAAGCAGUAUACCUGGGGCGGAUCGUGCUGUCGGUUAUGUAGAAACACUAGACAAAGAAGGAAAUUGGAAUAAAUUAAGUAAUGACGUGGUACGGUAUAGUAGAGAAAAGUAUAAUGACUUUGUUAGCAAGAUUACCGGUCAGAGUUCUCCUGUUAUAAAGAAGGAUACAAACGAAGAUCGGAUGCCAGCACCUCAAACGGUCCAGAAAGUUUCAGCUACGGAACCUAUUAUUGAGCAUUUAUCUAGAAUUAUCAACGAACUUGCUGAUAUAUUAAGUAAUGAGGGGCUCAGUGAAGCAGGGAGCCAAAUUAUAUCUAAAGCAAGAGAAGAAUUGAACACACUCGAUGAGGACAUUAAGCGGAUCAAAAACGAUGGACAAACUUUGCUAAAGAGACAGUUGAACGAUCAAACUGAAAAGUUCAAUAAAUUAUUAGAAUCCAAUGAGAAAGCAAUGAGUGAUUAUAUCCAGGAUAUGGAAAUUCGUAUAAAGGAUCAGUAUGAAAAGGAAAAAAUUCAAAUACAAUCAGAGGCUCAGAAGGUUUUGACGACAGAAUUGUCUCAGCAAGCAGUUAAACAUAUGGAACGGCUUAAAGAUGAACUUGUGAGGCAAGCAGCUGAAUUACAACGUCGAUGGAUUCGUAGUGUUAGAGCUCAAGUUGAGAAGGAACGGGGGGGACGCUUAGCACGUCUUGAUUAUAUUACCCUUCGAUUGAAAACCCUCGAGAGGUUAGCAAUGGAUAAUGUAGAACACCUGGACCACAGCCUUAAGGGCCAUAAGUUAUGGGUUGCAGUUUAUGCUCUUCAGCAGACAGUUAUGCAACCUCGUCGUACUCCAUUUAUUAAUGAGUUAUAUACUCUAAAGAAGGUCGCUGGAGACGACGAACUAAUAAAUGUCGUUGUCGGAUCUAUUGACGAGACUGCUGCUCUUCAUGGGAUAUGUUCUCUAUCUGAUCUCAGAAAUAGAUUCAAAGUUGUACGGGAAGAAAUUAGGCGUGCAUCCCUUGUUCCUGAGAAUGGAGGGGUGUUUGCUCACGCAUUGUCCCUUCUGCUAAGUAAGUUUAUGUUUCGUAAAAACGGUCUUGUACCUGGAAAUGAUGUAGAGGCAAUACUUGGGCGUGUAGGCUAUUAUCUUGGAGAAGGUGAUUUAGAUAGCGCGGCGAGGGAGUUGAAUCAGUUGACAGGAUGGUCGAAAGUUCUAGCGAAUGACUGGAUCGCAGCAGCAAGGAGUCAUCUUGAAGUUAAGCAGGCGCUUCAGAAUCCGAUCGUCAUUAACGACGAUAACAUUGAAGGGGUUAAAGUGCAGCGGGACGCAAACGGAGACGUAAAGAUGGAAGAGAUGUCCAACAGCUCUGACAGUGAAUAUACGAAGUACUGGAUUGAUUGGUUUCUCUCCGCAAAGGGAAACGAGUAUUUUUGUGAAGUGGAUGACGAAUACAUACUUGAUCGAUUCAAUCUGACUGGAUUAAAUACAGAAGUUCAGCACUAUGUUCAGGCUCUUGAUAUGAUAACUGAUUCUCUGGAAGAGGAAUUGGAUGAUGAAAUGCGUGAACUAGUAGAAAAAUCAGCACGCCAUUUGUACGGUCUUAUACAUGCACGCUUCAUAAUUACUGGUCGUGGCUUAUCGAAAAUGUUGGAUAAAUACAAAAAGGCCGAAUUUGGUCGCUGUCCUCGAGUUCUGUGCCAAGUUCAACCUCUACUUCCCGUCGGCCUAUCCGAUCAACCGUAUGCGAAUCCAGUGAAGUUGUAUUGUCCGCGAUGCGAGGACAUUUAUAAUCCAAAAUCGACACGGCACACGAGUAUUGACGGAGCCUACUACGGAUCUACUUUUCCGCAUAUGCUUUUUCAAGCAUAUCCGCACCUAUUGCCUCCGAAAAAUAACGAGCGAUACGUGCCAAAGAUAUUUGGGUUUUCGAUCCAUAAUAUUGCUAGGCAACAUCGGUGGCAGGACCAUGACACUGGAAGUCAUGAUUGGAGGUUAUCAGAAACAUUCUUACAAAGAUGUGGAAGGGAAGUAUGGGGUGAUAAAUAG
This is a messenger RNA of Paraglomus brasilianum, 2448 nucleotides long. The record is from the annotation of a GenBank genome assembly. Lineage: Eukaryota; Fungi; Glomeromycota; Glomeromycetes; Paraglomerales; Paraglomeraceae.